This is a messenger RNA of Momordica charantia (bitter melon), 2224 nucleotides long. The record is from RefSeq and is a predicted model, not a curated record. Lineage: Eukaryota; Viridiplantae; Streptophyta; Magnoliopsida; Cucurbitales; Cucurbitaceae.
UUGUGAUUUCUUUUUGGGAAACGAAACAAAAUGUGGACAGUGUUAAAUUAUGUGCAUGUUAAAAGUGAAGAGAGGUUGGGAAAAAGAAAACAUUUUGGAGGGGCUUUUUUGUUGGGCUUGGAGUAAGGUCACUUUCCAUGGUUUCUAUAAUCCAUUGAUGAAAGCAAGUUGCAUCUGCUGCAUUUCUCUGCGACCCCACACCAACUCGGAGCCUGUUGCUGAUAAAUCUUCCCUGGUUGUGGUUACAAUUAUGCUCUGAAAUGGCAGUCAUUACGCUUUACAGUUGUACAAGCAAAGCUGCAGAAAACUCAGUUAACUGCCCAACCCUAUGGUGGAACGGGAUCCAUUGCUUCCCUCUUCAAUCUCCACUCCAUAAUCUUCCCUCUCCUUUUCUCUGCUUAUCGAUGAUUCGACCCCAGAAAGAAUUUGGGGCGCAAAAUUCGAGUUCGUCUUUGAUUUCCCUUUCCCUCGUGGUUCAAUCGUUUUCCUGCCCUCGCAUGGCGGCCCUUUAGCCAUCUUUGGCAGUCCCAAGUAAUUUUUCGAGUUUUCUUCUUUUGGUUUCCGCCAUGGCUAUUCGAGGGGUCGAUUUCAAAUGGUACGAUGGGUUCUUCUUGUCGAUGCUUGCUACUAGCAUAAUAAUUGUGACCAUCAAUUGGAAGCGAUACAAUACGUGUACAUACCCGUUGCACAUAUGGAUCGUGGUUGAUUAUACCUCUGUGUUUGCUUUUCGCCUUUUGCUGUUCAUAGAUAAUGCACUUGCUACUGGAAUGGGAUUGGAUUUUGGAUGGCAGCAGCAGUAUGCUCGGUUUUGUGGCAGAGUUGUGGUUCUUUCUAUUCUUUCUCUAUUGCUCUACCCGGUUUUAUGUGUGUGGACUGUUAUUGGAACCUUGUGGUUUAAAGAUGCUAAAGACUGUUUGCCAGAAGAAGGUCAAAAAUGGGGUUUUCUCAUUUGGUUGCUUUUUAGCUACUGUGCUCUGCUUUGCAUUGCUUGCACUUCAGUGGGAAAGUGGUUAGUGCGUAGGCAAGCGCACAUGUUACGUGCCCAACAAGGCAUACCCGUAUCAGAAUACGGGGUAUUGGUUGACAUGAUUAGGGUUCCUGAUUGGGCAUUUGAAGUUGCAGGACUGGAAACACGAGGCUUUGACCAAGAUUCUACUGGGUACCAUCCCGGGCUUUUCUUAACCUCGGCUCAGAGGGAAGCUGUGGAAGCUCUUAUCCAGGAACUUCCAAAGUUCAGGCUAAAGGCAGUCCCAACUGAUUGCAGUGAAUGCCCGAUUUGCCUCGAAGAAUUCCAUGUCGGUAAUGAGGUUCGCGGUAUGCCGUGUGCUCACAACUUCCACGUCGAAUGUAUCGAUGAGUGGCUUCGUCUUAAUGUCAAAUGUCCUCGGUGCCGCUCCUCAGUCUUCCCAAAUCUUGAUCUCAGCGCUCUUUCUGACCUGCGUUCGGACACAGACCAAACACCCACCAAUGGUUACAUAACAAGGCAACCUUCAAGUCUAUCGACAUCCAGUCCAGUCCCUGCAGCUCAUACAGUAAACACACAAGCCUCGAUACCGACACUGCCAUAGGCCCAUGAUACAGUGGAGAAUAAGAGCUCACUGAUGCCAUCUGCCUCUCGACAUUGAUCGUGUACAGAACGCCCUCCCGUCUGUCAAACCCCAUCUUUCUUGUCACUCCAACUUAACCAAAAUGCCGAUUAUUCCUAAGAAAGCACCAAGCUUUCUCCCCUAAAAUAAUCCCCAAACUUCAGCACUGAUAGAACAGAAAAGAUCUGACUUGUAUAGUUGUGUGUGUAAAAAAACACAAGAGGAGACAAGGACUGGCCAAUUAGUCAACUGUUUGUUAAGUUUCCAAAGAUGGCUAUAUUAAAAGCUUGUGAAUGUGAGAGUGAGCUUCAACGUUUGCAGUGAUGGGAGGAAAGAAGAGUUCACGUGGGUUUCCUCCAUUAGCCAUGUUCUUCACUCGUGGAUCCUACAGAUUCCUCACUACUUGACAAAUAUUCCCCAUCAGAUCCUCCCUUUCCAUUUCCAACCCAUCCUUUUGUCCUCUUCUUUACAAAAUUUUCCCUUUUCAUGUGUGUAAGAAAUGUAACUCCAUAGCAAAACGCACUUUCACAUCAGUUUACUUGUCAUUGGAUCAUAUCAAAUUGACCGUCGGAAGAACUUUAAGAGUAGAGAUUUGAACGGUGAAAUAAAAUUUGUCAUUAUAACUCUUGAUGUAUGCA